GGUUGGCCGUAAAGAUCAACUUCUCUCGACGACUUCAACCAUCAUGGCGGGGGGACGUGUUGGUUCGUCUACACAUAUCUGGAUUUUCUGCUUCAUGUUACUUAUCAACUCGAUUAAUUUUACCGCAUCGGAGUUUACCAGAGAAAUGGUCAGGGAAUGGGCUGACAGUAUCGGCAAGGCGGCGUUUAGUUUCUCCAAAAAUAUCACUCACGCUGACGACCUGCAGCAUAGCUACGAAGCGCUGAAUGCGAGUACGACAAAUGUAGAUGGACUGCAGCUGCUCAGUUUGACUAAAGGCCGAAUUGAAAAAUAUUUCAACAAGAAAAUUACCGCUCUUAAGAACAUUGUGGACAAAGCUGAGAAUGCAUACUGUAAUCACUAUGUGAACAAGAAGCUUGAGCUUUCAGAUAUAGAUUAUCCAAAUUCAAAGAGUCUUGACUCUUACCUCAAUGCCACUGGCAUAAGUCUAGAUUACAAUCCAUAUUAUUUACAAAAUGUGACAUUUAACAGAAGCACCAUUCAUGUUCCAACUGAUGUUUAUGAUGGAUCUGCUGAUAUUCUCAAUGGAAUUGCAUGGAGUAAAGAACUAAAUAAAGCAUUCUCAGAGAAUGAAAAGGCAGAUCCUUCAAUUGCAUGGCAGUAUUUUGCAAGUAAUACUGGAUUUAUGCGUGUUUAUCCAGGCAGCAAAUGGAAAGAAGAGCCUGGUCAGGUAGACUUAUAUGAUGCACGUAGUAGGUCAUGGUUUAUCCAAGGAGCUACAUCUCCAAAGGAUGUAGUGAUCAUUUUAGAUGCAAGUGGUAGCAUGCGUGGUGUUCCAAUGAGAAUUGCAAAAUACUCAGCUCAAGCACUCAUUGACACUUUUGAAGACAAUGACUAUUUUAAUAUAGUGUGGUUUAACAAAGAUGCCAAGGUGCUAUUGUGCAAUACAAAUAAUGAGAAGAAACUCAUUCAAGCAACAAAGAAAAAUAAACAGGCAGCAAAAAAGCAGAUUGAAACCAUAAAAGAUGAGAAUAUGGCACAUUGGGAAGUUGGUGUUGAUUUGGCUUUUAAUCUUCUUGAUGAAGCAAGAAAGCUUAGAAAAGGAAGCCAGUGUCAACAAGCAUUGAUGAUUUUUAGUGAUGGAACAACUAAAAACUUGAAGGAUUUGUUUGCCAAAAGGAAUCCCAGUAAAAGGGUUCGUGUGUUUACAUACCCAGUUGGACCUCCUGCAGAGAGUACAACGGCAAUGCUUCAAAUGUCUCGUCAAARCAGAGGAUUUUUUUCACGUAUACAAAGUAUUGGAGCUGUUCGUUCUGUUAGUGAGUCCUACAUACAGGUGUUAAGUAGACCCAUGGCCAUGGCGCCUAAAAUAAAUGUUAGCCAUUCUGCUGUCUGGAGUGCUGUCUAUCUAGAUGCCUUGGGCCUAGGCAUGAUGGUAACAGGCACUAUGCCAGUUUUCUACAGAGUCAACAAUAAUUGUUCAAAAGCACARAAGAACUCUUAUGACCAUCUGAUUGGAGUGGUUGGCACUGAUGUACCUCUCAAGAAUCUAGGGGAAUUCCUCAUGCAACCACUGAUGGGAGCCAAUGCUUAUGCCUUUGGUAUAAACAACAAUGGUCUGAUUGCUUUCCAUCCUCGACUAAAGACAGUGUUUGGAUAUCUGCCAGAUGCUCCAGGCGUGGAUUUGAUGGAUGCAGAGUUCCCUAUACAUAAAGCCGAUUUAGAAAAGCUUCGCAGUGCAAUGAUCAAUCGUACCUUUUCCUCUGAUCCAUUCAAUCCAAAUAAGCAAGCAUUCAAGGUGUAUGAUGUUUCAAGAGAUGAGUUGAGAGUGGUCAAGCGAGAACUCCAGUUCUUCUAUGAUAGCCUACAGGAUACUUCAUUUAGUUUCGGAUUUGCUACGCCAGACAUUGGCUUUAAGUACGUUUUACCUUCUAAUGCAUCGUUAGACCAAUUAACCGAUGAGUUGAAAUCCUCAGACCUCACCUUGGCCAAAUGGCCCUAUUGUAAUGGAACUGUUUUUGCUGACAAUCCCAUAGAAAAGAUGAAGAUGAAGAACUUAACCUGUGACCAAGAUAUGCUCAACGGUCUUGCCAUAGAUUUGAAUGCUACUUCUCGCAUGUCCAGUAUUUGGAAAACAAAUCAAAGGCGCUACACUGAUAAUCAAAUCAACACCGUAUUUGCCAAAACCUUUUAUGGAGUAACCAGGCAACAGACGUUCAGUGCCUUGGAACAGCCAUAUUAUCCCAGCCAAAGUGAUUUCGGGAGGGUUGCAGCAUCUGACGUGAAUGCUUCAUCUAUUGUGUAUACUUCACCAUAUACAACGGGUAAACGAGAGAGAAACUCUUCAACUGUCAUUGCAUUUCAUAAAGUCUUGUCUUCCAACAGGCCUGUGGCAGUAACAGGAUUUCAAAUCGAUUCUGGUGCUUUUUCUAAGAUGGUAUUUGACAAGACCAAACAGUGCUCAUCUGGCAUCUGUGCAGAUGUGAACUGUGACAGAAGCGGAAAAAAUGAUCUAGAAGGCAACUACUGCUACUUGCUGGAUGAAAAUGCCUUCGUCGUGUCGGCCAAUUACAAACAGUCCAGUGGAAAGUUCUUUGGUAAAGUAGAUAACUCUAUCAUGAAAUUACUGAUUAAAGACAAUUCAACUUCUGUCACCGGGAUUUACAACAAGGUAGUGUUUACCGAUUACCAAGCUGUUUGCGAGAAAAAGGGAAGUUUUGUCAACUCCGGCACGUCUCUGCUCGGGCCUCUGUUUACAGUAUCCUCCUACAUCGAUUUGUGGACGACAAAAGCCAUGUGGUUCUUAAUGUACUUUAAUGUCUAUAGCUGGUUGAUGUCCGAAACAAAGUCCUUUACAGAAGCAACAGAAGACCAGCCUAAGAACUACAGCUGUAUCAAGGAAGUAACAACCUAUUACGCUGAUAAAACACAAGUCCUACACAAUGGAACGGCUACUUGUAUUCUCACAAGCUGUUCUAGACAAUUUAUUGUUGCGAACGUGCCAAGCAGUAAUCUGUAUCUGGUGGUUGUUGAUGCUAAAUGCGGAGAAUGUCAAGACCCAUCAUCCAGUAUCGGUCUUCCUGGUGAACCCAAAAUAGUAGAUGAUGUACAAGAUGAGCAGUGCAAGCAACAACUGUAUCGAAAGAGGCCACAAAGAUGUUUUGAAACCGAGAACCCUGAAUCCGAAUAUCCAGCUGGAAAUAGUCGAUGCCUGACUCCGUCUAUUACCCUGCUAUCUGCAUCGCUUCUCAUAGUAUUAAAGUAUCUACUCUACUGAAAUGGGAUUUCAAGUAUCAUUGGAAAUGAAUAAACGGCAAUAAAAGGCUGCGCAGGCGGAAAAGAAGCCUUUUGUUUGAGCAACCCAUUCAUUUGGCCGGCCACAGUAUGUUUGAUCUUGUGCAAUCACGCUAGUACGUGCAUGGAACAAGUUACGGCUGAUAUUUUUAUAAGGGUUUGCCCUUGACCAACAGUGCAAUUUAUAAAAGCUGUACAUUUACUUUUGUAGCUUUGCUAUGUACAAAUGUAUUGAACAUUUUUCUAAUGACCUAUGUACUUUUGCAUGUAGAUAUUUAUUCAUUUUAAAGUAAGGGAGAAUGUUAAUAGAGGUUAGACAAAAAGCAGUGGUAAACGGUGCAGUUGGUUAGACUGGGGGAGAAGGGGUUAAUGUGGGUUACGUUUUAUUAUCGUGCAAUGGGCGGGUGUUGGAAAAGCAUGUAAUCCGCUUUCUCRUCCCUCUCCUCUCAGAUCCCACAUGAAAGAAAGCUGAACCCCCCAAAAAUUUGACUAUUUGAUUUUCAUGCGAGGAAAAUUAUUUCUAACAGUAAUUUUCAGUAAACACGAUUUGACUGGACUAGUAAUUCAGGGAAUAUUAAACAACACCAUCAGACGUGGAUAGUCAAUAUGUUGAGCACGUCUCUUUCGUGGUGCUCAUGACGUAACGGUGGCCCUAAGGGGCCAGAGUCUAAUUUAUUUUAAGUAAUUUAUUAUUAUUAUUAUCAUUAUUAAUUUCAUAUUUAUUCAUUUAUUUAAUAAUUUCAUCCAUCAUACAGUCAAUAUAUAUCCAAUAUACCUACACCAUGUGGGUAACUCAGGAUGGGCCAGAAAAUAGUGCAUAUUCGUUGUCUAAUUUAUUUUAGUGAAGUGGCUUUUUGUGCGCUAACCGUACGCCGCAAUUUCUAUUCUUACGGAUAUUUAAAUAGUGUUAGACUUUUUCGAGGAUUUUGGUUCUCCUCACUUAGAAAAAAAUCAAUGAUAGGCGAAUUUCGAACCCGGCACCCUGGGCACCAAAUGCUAUUACAAUGCCUAUCCCAACCCUAACCCUAACCCUAACCRCUCGGUCAGAAGAGAAUUCGCUGGGAUGCUUUCUGAUUUUUGUCAUAUUUAAAACAAUAUCAAAAUAUUGAAAUAUCAGUACGAAUAGAAAUUUCAAGUUGUCACUGCGUUUUAGAAAUACAAUUAAUUUAAAUCAGUACCAUAUAGGCUGAUGGAUGAUGCGCCUAUGUUUCCAAAGGUGUUAGUAACAUUUGUUUUACACAUGUUAAUUUAAGUUCGCUAUUCAAUCCUAAAUGCCAUGCAUAUAUCAUGAAUAUAUAUCUUGGCCCGGUUGUACGAAGGGUGGAUAGCGCUAUCCGGCGGAUAAAUCCUUAUCCAGUUAAUUAGUCGAUGCUGUUAUCCAAUAAAUUUAUCCAUCGGAUAGCGCCUCACCCUUCGUACAACUGGGCCCUAAUGUAUAGUAUCCCUUUGAACCAUAUUCUAACCUAUCUCRGGUAUCUAAGCAAAAUAAAGAAGUUGUUAGCCUGUGUCA
This is a messenger RNA of Actinia tenebrosa (Australian red waratah sea anemone), 4783 nucleotides long. Its product is annotated as voltage-dependent calcium channel subunit alpha-2/delta-3. Gene Ontology annotation, cellular component: voltage-gated calcium channel complex. Gene Ontology annotation, molecular function: voltage-gated calcium channel activity. The record is from RefSeq and is a predicted model, not a curated record. NCBI's taxonomy places the organism in Eukaryota, Metazoa, Cnidaria, Anthozoa, Actiniaria, Actiniidae.